Periconia digitata is the source of this 693-nucleotide messenger RNA. Lineage: Eukaryota; Fungi; Ascomycota; Dothideomycetes; Pleosporales; Periconiaceae. The record is from the annotation of a GenBank genome assembly.
AUGGGUAUGAAGUUAGCUCCGCAGCCUCACCGGUUUAAGACCCACUUCUUGCUUGGUCGAAUCAUCAAGACCUCCGCAACCGAGUUGUUCUGUUUGCUGUUCCGUUCCAUUCUCCACAAGGUGAUUUGUAUGAAACGACCGAGUGCAAUUGACAUUAUACAGCGCAGCGACAUGUAUCAUCAUCAGAGAAAGAAAGGGGUUACUACUGAACAGCGAGACUCUAUCAAUGCGAUCAAUGUGUGGACUAUCCAUGUAAAACUGCCCUCGCUCGCCAAAUAUCGUGAAGCGAGACCUUUACACACCACAGCCCAAGUUGCGCUUAGCUUCAAGUACCCACCGCGAUCAAUCGCUACACCUCCCUUCCCUUUCGAACACAGUAGCCCCAAAAUGAUAAUCAAAAAGUCCCGCAUGAAUAACUCAUCGAUCAUGUCAUCACACACCCCACACAUGAACAUCAAACUUAAACGAGAAAACACCGUCAGUGUGCAGAAAAGCACUGCCUGGCAGACUGCGGGACCGAUACAGUCACGGCAGAAAACCCGAUUCUGAUUCGCUCCUUUCUCUGGUUUUUUUGCACACACCGGGGGUGACAAGUGCAGGGAUGGUUGGGGUUGGGGGACGUUGCGUGGCUGUGCUUGCCCCGGGCAUUUUGUGUUGCUUGGAGUACGGAGGAAGGCUUCAGCCACAGCUCUU